Molecule: messenger RNA, 695 nt
Organism: Glycine soja
Lineage: Eukaryota; Viridiplantae; Streptophyta; Magnoliopsida; Fabales; Fabaceae
Product: heme-binding protein 2-like
Exons: 2
Coding region: 40-654 (204 amino acids)
Source: RefSeq, a predicted model, not a curated record
GUCAACCCUUUUGUUCUAUAGUGUUCAAAAAGUGUAACAAUGGCUCCUAGUUCCACAUUGCAAUUCCCAAUUCUCUUGGGUCUUCUCUUAAUUUCAUUUCUGGGUGUUGAAGGGGUACUUCCCCCAUCAUGCAAUCGCUAUGAGUGCCCCAACUAUAAUGUCAAAUAUGUAGGCAAAAACUUUGAAAUCCGUCGUUAUAAUUCACCUGUGUGGAUUUCAAAUCUGGCUGUUCAAGACCCUUCUUUGGUUGGAGCUACAAGAUCUGGCUUCAAAAGACUAUUUAGUUAUAUUUAUGGUAACAACAACUAUAAGAAGGAAAUGAACAUGACAACGCCUGUGAUCAGUGAAGUAUCAAUUAAUGGUGGAAAUUCCUCAAUUGUUGUGAGCUUCUAUGUGCCGAAAGUGAACCAAGCAGACCCACCUUUGGCAAAUGGUCUCUAUGUUCAGAGAUGGAAAACUAUAGAUGUAGCAGUAAGACAAUUUGGUGGAUUUGUCAAAGAUUCUAAUAUUGGGUUGCAAGUGUCGGCCUUGAACGAUAGUCUUACCGGCACUACAUGGUCCGCUAUUGUUAAGAAUAAGUACAUUGUGGCACAGUACAAUUCCCCUUUUGAAUUGUACAAUAGAGUGAAUGAGAUAUGGUUUUUUUAUGAAUGAUAAUGAUAUGCAAGUGGAAUAUGCUAGACAAGAUUGACUCA